GUACCUGCUCUCGGGUGGGGAAGGCGCUGGCCCUGGGGGCGCUGCUGUGGUGUGGGCAGGAGCCGGGUGUAUGGGCUCAGCCUGCAGGAUGAUGUGAGGCAGAAAGUUCACCUCAGCACCUUUGGCUUCUUCAAGAGUGGGUUCAUGAUGGUCAAUGUCAGCAACCUUUCACUGGAGGGACCUUGGAGCCUUGAUGACAAGAGCAACUCAGCAUGUGAAAGUAGAGCCCUCUUCAGAAGCUGCUGCCCAGUUGCCUAAAAUUUUCUUCAUGACUGCCGAGACUGCCAUUGCGUUGGCUACCAACACUUCAGAACAAACCCGUGAGUCUGAGCGCACGAAUGUGGGGAGCAACCAAAGUCCUGGUGGCCCAGGUGACAAGUCCAAAAGAAGCAUAACAGCAACUCAGAAUGUAAUGGAGCAAGUGCACCAUUUUCAUAAAGAUAAAGGAACUGUUUCAUUCCAGUAUCAGCUCUGAAAAUGAAGGUCUGUACACUUUGCUUCCACAAGUGUGUUGGCAGUGUUGUGCAGACCAGUGAUCAGCUCCUCUUGAGCCUUGAUAUAGAGAUCAAGGAAAAGAACCCUGAAAGUUACCUCUCGGCGGGUGAGAUCCCACUUCCAAAGCUCUACAUUUCUAUGGCUCUCCUCUUCUUUCUUUCUGGGACUGUGUGGGUCCACAUCCUUCGUAAAUGCAGGAAUGAUGUGUUUAAGAUUCACUGGCUAGUGGCAGCCCUCCCUUUCACAAAGUCUCUGUCCUUGAUGUUCCGUGCAGUAAAUAUUCUCUAUUUGUUUCUCCCUUAUGGGGGAAGUGGAACAAGUGGAAAGCAGGGCAAGGUAUAUCAGGGAAAUGGCAGCUUGCUGAAGGACCUUCUGCUGUUCAUCACCAUCAUACUGAUCGGCACUGGCUGGGCUUUCAUUAACAUCCUUUCAGAUAAAGACAAAAAGGUCUUUAUGAUUGUCAUCCCGCUACAGGUCCUGGCAAAUGUGGCAUACAUCAUCCUAGAGUCAAGAGAAGAGGCAACAACUGACCAUGGGCUGUGGAAACGAAUUCUAUUCCUGGUAGACCUACUGUGUUGUGGAGCCAUCCUAUUUCCAGUAAUAUGUUAUUAUCCUAGCAAAGCUGAAGCUGUUCAGACAUUACUCCAUUAUGGGUACAAGUUCUGUCCGGCAUCUGGUAACCCUACCUACGUCUCUCUUAGGACGAUGAAGAUGACUGGAAGGUGGAAGCUGUGGUGGCUACUUCAAGGGUGAUGAAAAGCAGGGAGAAGGUCAAGAAAGCGGUAAAUGGUUCAGCAGAACCCGGGCACAAGUGGAAGAACACAGCACGAGGGGCCGAUUCCCCUGGACCAAGGCAGCACUUUCCGAGAAAAUGUUACUGUACUAAUACUACUCCGUGGAAAGGGAGCAACCUGAGCUUCCCAACACUGGGACUGCAGACUGGGUGUGUGGAGGGGAGCAAAACGUUGCAAAAAGCUAAUUAUUCCGCUUUUCAGGAUAUAGUGUUACACACAAGGAAUCUGGAGCGUUCUUAGGGAUGCUGGGUGGCUUAUUUCUCUCUCUCUUUUU
Messenger RNA from Malaclemys terrapin pileata, 1563 nucleotides. RefSeq names its product G protein-coupled receptor 107 (gene GPR107). The record is from RefSeq and is a predicted model, not a curated record. NCBI's taxonomy places the organism in Eukaryota, Metazoa, Chordata, Testudines, Emydidae. Gene Ontology annotation, biological process: clathrin-dependent endocytosis. Gene Ontology annotation, molecular function: clathrin heavy chain binding. Gene Ontology annotation, cellular component: Golgi apparatus; clathrin-coated vesicle; membrane.